AUGACUGACAAGCUCCCUCCAAACCUCCUCGCGCUUUUCGCGCCGCGACCUCCGCUGCGCUACCUGCAGCCCAUCAACAGAGCGCCCGACGAUGUCAAGCCGAGUACGAUAUCCGGUGUCGCCGGUUUUCUCGAUGAGCUGAAGAAAUAUGGCGAGGAGGUUCCAUAUACGCCGACUGAGAGUUGGCUGCAACGCAAGGAUAGGCAAAAGCUGGAGAAGCGGGAGCAGGCUGAGAAGCGUCUGGCUGCUGGACUUACAGAGUAUAACCCUGCUGAAGACCAGCAAAUCCGUGGUGACCCUUUCAGGACGCUCUUCGUGUCCAGGCUUAGCUACGAGGUAAAGGAGGCAGAUCUGGAACGAGAAUUUGGCCGAUUUGGCCCGGUUGAGAGGAUCCGAAUAGUCAAGGAUACGAAGAAUCCCAAUCCAAAGAAACCACACAGAGGAUAUGCUUUCAUAGUGUACGAGCGUGAAAAGGAUAUGAAGGCCGCCUACAAAGAAACAGAUGGAAUCCGCAUCAAGGAUCGACGAGCCCUUGUCGAUGUUGAGCGUGGACGCACAGUCAAGGGAUGGAAACCCCGCCGGUUUGGUGGUGGGCUUGGUGGGCGCGGAUACACCAAGGCUAUGCCCUCGAGGCCCCUUGGCCCCGGUGGAUACGGACCUCCAUCCGGUCCUGGUGGUUUCCAAGGCGGUUUCCGUGGAGGACCAAGGGGAGGAGGCUUCCGUGGCGGAUUUAGAGGAGGAGAUCGGCCGUUUGGUGGCCGUGGAGGAAUUGGUUUCCAAGGUGGGCGCGGCGGAUUUGGAGGCCCGCCCAAUGGUGCAAUGGGUCAGCCUCCGCCAAACGCUCCCCUCGGCCCUGGAGGAAGUCGUGGUGGUGGGUAUGGUCAGCAGAAUGGCGACAUGGGCCAUGGUCCGGCGAUCGAGGUGAUCGAGGUGUGA
This is a messenger RNA of Arthroderma uncinatum, 936 nucleotides long. RefSeq names its product U1 small nuclear ribonucleoprotein. The record is from RefSeq and is a predicted model, not a curated record. Gene Ontology annotation, cellular component: U2-type prespliceosome; U1 snRNP; precatalytic spliceosome. Lineage: Eukaryota; Fungi; Ascomycota; Eurotiomycetes; Onygenales; Arthrodermataceae. Gene Ontology annotation, molecular function: U1 snRNA binding; mRNA binding. The transcript is spliced from 5 exons. Gene Ontology annotation, biological process: mRNA splicing, via spliceosome. Bases 1 to 936 code for a protein of 311 amino acids.